AUGAAAUAUUCAACUGUUUUCGGGUCCUUGACUGUGGCUGCUCUUUCAGUAGGGUCGUCUUUGGGACACAGAUUCCUCAUGCGUCGCGAUGAUGGGGGUUCCUCAUAUCCCACAAAUACCGAAGGGACCAAGAGCACCGACGUUAUCUUCCAACAAUCUAGCGAGACGUACACCAAGACCGUUGAAGUGGUUCAAUCAAGCUGUGACAAGCAUGAUACCACAACCAUCUACAGCUCCAUGAGUGUACUUGAGACAUCUAUCAAAGCGGUGGAAGAAACCACUCAACAAUCUACCUUUGACGCUAACACUGCGACAACUCACAAGUCAUUAGUAGUCAAGAUUAUUGCGUCCUACAGUUCAAUUGUCACAGUCCUUUCCACAUACCCUGACGUAGAAAAUGGGUGCCAUGAAUCCUUGAAAAAGAUCACCACUUAUACUCAAUCAAUUGUCGACGUCUACAUGAAAUACGGAAUUUGUCUACGAGAAGAUGUAGAAAGUGCUGGUGGUUUCAACCAGCAAGCUUUUGAUAAACUAGACUUGGAGCUAGACCUCAAAGCUGAAAGUCAAACCAAAACAGAACAGACUGUUACCGAAGAUCCUUCGAAACCAGAAGAUUCUACCACUGAAGAUCCGUCCCAACAGACUGGAAAUGAUAAGACUGAUGCAGAAGGGGUUGAUAAUCAACUUACAAACUCAGGAGAAAAAAGGAUCUAA
Messenger RNA from Melampsora larici-populina 98AG31, 714 nucleotides. RefSeq lists its product as uncharacterized. The transcript is spliced from 4 exons. The coding region runs from base 1 to 714 and encodes 237 amino acids. The record is from RefSeq and is a predicted model, not a curated record. NCBI's taxonomy places the organism in Eukaryota, Fungi, Basidiomycota, Pucciniomycetes, Pucciniales, Melampsoraceae.